Ornithodoros turicata is the source of this 1646-nucleotide messenger RNA. RefSeq names its product endochitinase-like. Lineage: Eukaryota; Metazoa; Arthropoda; Arachnida; Ixodida; Argasidae. The record is from RefSeq and is a predicted model, not a curated record. Bases 98 to 1630 code for a protein of 510 amino acids. Gene Ontology annotation, cellular component: extracellular region. Gene Ontology annotation, biological process: chitin catabolic process; carbohydrate metabolic process. The transcript has 2 exons. Gene Ontology annotation, molecular function: chitinase activity; chitin binding.
AUGGGCGUCGCUAAAACUUCGUAGAAGACGACGUCGCUGACGAAGACGCAGAAGAAUCUGUGCUUCACUGUCAUUCCAAUUCCCAGUUUUGAAUGCGAUGGAGUGCGCGUCCUCCUCAGACGCCGUGGUGACUGUGGUGGGUCCCGGGGAGUCCAGCGAUAGCAGCAGGACACCCGGGGACCCUUCCGCGGAGCCACAGCACGGAGAACCGCUUCGGGAGGAGACGCAACUCGAGAACUCGACCUCCGUCAUCUGCAUCGUCAUGACCCUCGUAGUAAUGUUCAGCUUGGUGGUGGUGCUGCAGACGCGAAUAACGGACAGCACUUCACUCCAGGACCUGGUGCUCUGGACGCCGAAAAAACGGAGCACAGGCAAUAAGAUGGAAGUGAACGAAGCUGAACAUGACGGGGAAGAGGCCAACGUGACCGGCGAUGCUCCUGUUCGCCUGCCCGUCAGAUUGUUGGACCCACCGGAGGACCUGGACGACAGCCAGCAGGAGGAUACCAACGAUGCUGUGGUUACGUUCGAGCCGGUCCUUGAGGAAGAACCCCUCCCCAACCCGAGGUGCUUCUGCAUGAUCCACGGCAGUCAACAAGGAAAUACCCCAGCCCGCUCUUGCAACGGGACCACCCUCGAUCCCAGCGCCCUGCCAACGCAUUUUUGCACCGACGUUGCCUACUGCUGCUUCGGAUUCAACAGCGACUACAACAUUACAUCCUCGAACAUCACGAUGGACCACAUCAAGUCACUGCCGCACAGAACAGACGUCACUCGUUUCUGGCUUGUCGUCGGAGACGGACACCGAGACAGUGAGCAGUUCUCGGCAGCGUCACGUGACGUCAAGCUCGGACUCAUGUUUGCCAUGAACGUGCUCAGCUGGCUCAAGGUGUACGACUUCCACGGCGUGUUGCUUCAUUGGACCUACCCGACCGUACAAGAAUCACAGCUGCACAUCAAGCUGCUGAAAGCCAUGAAAGAACUCUACAAGAUGACGGGAAAGCUCGUGGGCGUCGUCGUGCCUUUCGAUCUGCAGCUGAGGGAACGGUUCGAUAUGCUUGCGCUUGUACGGGUGUUGACGCCAUACACCAUCCUGGUCACCCCUCCGAUGACGUGGACUUCGCAGCCGUCUUUUUCCACAACGUUUACAUCAUACCGUAAGAACCACGCUUUCCACGAGUACCCGCGGAUUCUUUGGGAAACGAGGGACAACGUCGCCAAACGAGACGGGAGACAUCACCUGUGCUAUAUGCUGUCCUUGACCGGGUGGUCCUUCACUCUGCCGAAGGCGUCAAAUAGUACAAGAGUAGGUGAAACAGCUGUGGGCCCAGGAGACGCGUACCCGGGAACGAACAUCGUGGGACGCGUAGCACUCGACGACGUCUGUAACGCGACCUUCGACGUGUUCGACGAUACCUCUUACUCCGUUGUCGCAAUCGACGACAAGCAAAUGGUAUCGUAUUCCAACCCGAAGACGUUAGCACGACUAGUGAGCAAACUCGCGAACCUGACGAAGGACGGCGGGUGCUUUGGCGUUUGGAACUUGGAUUGGGAUGACUUCUGCGGACAGUGCGGGCUUGGGAACUUUCCGUUGGCGGAAACCGUCUACAAGGUUGCACUAGGCACCGAAUAAUAAUUCCUAAUAGAAA